ACUAUAACACAAAGCAAAGAGAAACUCUCACAAGACUCCCAGGAACUAACAAAUCUCUCUAAAAGCUUCUGUGUGCGUGAGAGAGAGAGAAGGACGGGGAGGAGGGAGAGAGAGUAGGGCUGGCCGGGUUACGGGUGGCAUUGAGUCGACUCGGCGGAGGGAAUCGGCGGAGGAAGGUGAGGAUUAAGGUGAUGGAGUGGUGGCGGAAAAUGAUUUUCCCUGUUAGAAGAGUCUGGUGUGCUUUUACUGCUCGUGUCAAGACUCGCAAAAAUGGUGGCGGGCUUCUGAAACUCCGCGAUGACAUCCAAACUUGUGGGUACGAGGAUGUGCAGAUAAUGUGGAAUAUGUUGAGAACAGAAACAGAAAUCAUGUCUCGCCAUGACAAGCGCAAGAAUCGAUGCUUUUGGAGGAAUUUCGUGGGUUUGAACCCCGGUGAAGCCUCGUCCUUCACAAGUCAUACUCAAUAAGGACUAUUAUUUGCGUGGUUCACUUACUACAACAAUAACGCCGUCGUCUGAUAUGAAGUUGUGCAGAAAGUUUACAUAUCUAAUGUUCUUAUGGAAAUGGUAUGAGAAAACUUUGGAUCUUGAAAUGACUUGUCGACAAUGAAGUCAUUUGUAAAUAUUCACGAUGUUUUAUCAUGAUCCUUAAACUACUCUUAUUCUGUCAUAAAUAAAAAGUCUGAUGAGCCAAUUUAACUCAUUGCCAGUA
Molecule: messenger RNA, 711 nt
Organism: Olea europaea var. sylvestris
Lineage: Eukaryota; Viridiplantae; Streptophyta; Magnoliopsida; Lamiales; Oleaceae
Exons: 2
Coding region: 192-467 (91 amino acids)
Source: RefSeq, a predicted model, not a curated record